Messenger RNA from Argiope bruennichi, 1629 nucleotides. RefSeq lists its product as uncharacterized. NCBI's taxonomy places the organism in Eukaryota, Metazoa, Arthropoda, Arachnida, Araneae, Araneidae. The coding region runs from base 1 to 1629 and encodes 542 amino acids. The transcript is spliced from 2 exons. The record is from RefSeq and is a predicted model, not a curated record.
AUGCAUUGGAAGCCUUUCGAGGAUUUAUUCAUAUUCACAGUCAAGUAUGAAAAUAAAUCUAUGCUCACGAAACGAACAGUUCUCUCAGUCGUUGCCAGACUCUACGACCCCUUGGGUCUGCUGGGACCAGUUAUCUCUAAAAUGAAGAUUUUUCUCCAAAAAUUGUGGUUGCAAAAACAUACAUUUGACGACCCCCUUCCUCCAGCCAUUGGUAAAGAGUGGAGUCAUUUAGUUCAAUCCCUUAGGGCUCUUGAGCUAGUAAAGAUUCCGAGAGGGAUUUUAAAUGAAAAUCCUGUAAAAUUAAUUCUUUAUUGUUUCUCAGACGCGAGUGAAGCCGCAUAUGGAGCAGUUAUUUAUCUACAGUGCAUCAGUGCCAAUGAUAUAGUCACAUCUAGACUUGUAUGCAGCAAAUCUCGAGUCUCCCCAUUAAAGACUGUCUCCAUUCCCAGAUUGGAACUUUGUGGAUGUCUUCUCGCCGCUCAACUAAAGGCCAAGGAUGAAAAAGCUUUACAUCUACAAAUUGAUAGCGCAGUGAUGUACACAGAUUCUACUAUUUCCCUAGCCUGGAUUCAAACACCACCACAUCGUCUCAAGACAUUUGUUGCAAAUAGAGUGGGAAAAAUACAACAACUGAUGCAGAACAACAAAUGGCAGCAUGUUUCCUCCACUUUAAAUCCCGCAGAUGUGAUAUCAAGAGGACUAGUUCCAGAACAACUGAUUGACAACUAUUUAUGGUGGAAUGGACCAACUUUCCUUCAAGAACUACCUGUUUCUGUGAACUGUGCUGACCAACAAAUGAUUGAUGCAUAUCAGGAUUCUCAAUUUUUAUUGGAACUCAAGGACAAUACCACUCACACCUUAGUGACUUUAAAUUCAGAUUUCCUUACUAACUUUUUCAAAAUUAGUAAUAAGUAUAACAAAUUAAUACGUGUUUUCAGUUUUCUCCUCAGAUUUCUAGGAAACUGCAGAAACAAGAAGAUGAAGGGUUCACUUUCCUCAAAGGAAAUCGAGGAAGCAGAUUUUAAAUUAGUUUCCCUUGUACAACAAAAUGUUCUUGCUGAUGACUUCAAAAACUUAGCAAGUGGUAAACAGGUAAACCCUUCUAGCAAAUUGAAAGGUUUAUCACCUUUUUUAGAUGAAGGCUCUAAUGUAAUUAGAAUAGGAGGCAGACUUAGAAAUGCCGACAUACCAUUUCAGGUAAAAUUUCCUAUUAUCUUACCUAAAACUCAUAUCCUUACUAAAUUAAUUAUGCAAAGUAUGCAUCUUAAAAAUUGUCAUAUUGGAGCCCAAACUUUACUUCAUUUAACUAGACAGAUGUAUUGGCCUAUUGGGGGCAGAGAUAUAGCUCGCAGUAUUGUUCAUAACUGUAUUACUUGUUCCCGAUAUAAUCCUCACCUGUCUAUUCAAAAAAUGGGUGAUUUACCCGCAGAACGUUGUAAUCCUUCGUUACCAUUCAAUAUUACUGGAGUAGAUUUCUGUGACUCCCGGGGGACACCUCGAAAGGAGGAUGAGAUGCUUACGGUAUUGUGGUUGGAUCUCGCCACCCUGGACGGUACACAAAAAGGAGGUGGAUCUGUCUCCUCCGAUGGAUUCGGAAAGAGUUGUAACUUGGCCGGUGAUGACCCUUAG